This is a messenger RNA of Fusarium redolens, 732 nucleotides long. RefSeq lists its product as uncharacterized. Bases 1 to 732 code for a protein of 243 amino acids. The transcript is spliced from 5 exons. NCBI's taxonomy places the organism in Eukaryota, Fungi, Ascomycota, Sordariomycetes, Hypocreales, Nectriaceae. The record is from RefSeq and is a predicted model, not a curated record.
AUGCAAGUGGGCCAAGCAAACCAGGGGACGGCAUCUGAUUACCAACCUUACGAAAUCCCAACACCGUUUGACUCAACCAUGAAUCAAGACCUGCCCCAAACCAAAUGCUUUAUUGAAUCUCAAGCCGGAAGUCCCUUUGCCAUUCGCUUCAAGAUCUCGCCUCUGUUCUCGUUCCCAGAUGACACCGAUGUACUCAUCAUCUCCGUCUUUGUCGAUGGGAAGCCUUUCGACGAAAAGUGUAUCCCACGAAGCAGGCUGUAUGGCGCAGAUUACAUGGACAAGAUUUGGUAUUUGGAAGAGGCUGAUCGGGAGACUGUAAACACUGAUCUCGAGCGCAUUAAGGCUCUGGGGACUAUCCAAGUCGCUGUUCAGGUUGCGAAGCGAAUCGCCCCUGGUCCAGUGGUCAAUGACUUUCAUGACGACAAGAGACAUAAGUCUCUCACGAUUGUUAAUAAUGCGCUUGUACUCAAUGGUCACGGCCGAACCCACGGAACUAGCUACAUCAAGACGGACGAAUCUCGCUCGUUCAAAUACACCACUGUUGAUAAUGUCCAGUACCUCGGAAAUUUCUUCUUCUUCUAUCUAUCUCGUGAUUCUCCUGAGGGCGAGGGCAUCUUUGACCAUAGAUUCAUCAACCAGUAUGCUGAUGAUAUGUUCCAUCCAGCUUCAUGCUACAAUGUGACAAUCAUGUCGAACGGAUGGAUUGACAACGAAUACACUGGCGACCAGUAG